AUGAUUGCAGAGAUCCAUGAGGUUAGGCCAGAGAGGUUCAACAGUGCACUCAAGUCACAUCUCAAGUCAUCGUUCAGCAAUAAGAUAAUUCCCAUCAAGGACCACGACAUCAUGAAGACAGGCACAGGCAAACAGCAGGCGCCCAGUGAGGACACCUGGUACUUAACAAGAGUUGCAUCCGUUAUGAGAAAGAUCUCUAUAAUGGGAUCAGUGACAUCCGAACAGCUUGCACAGAUAUACGGCUGCAUGAAAAACAGAGGAUGCAGGCCAGACAAGUUUGCCCCGGCAUUCAAGGAGAUAGGAGACUCAGUCCUUGAAAACUUGAAAAACAUAGGAUGGAUUGCCUUCAACAAUAAUUCAGAGGCUGUACUGACUGAGCAAGGGAAAACUGUUGUCAAGGAGAUCAUUCAAAAGGUCCGUGAAUAA
Ordospora pajunii is the source of this 426-nucleotide messenger RNA. Its product is annotated as ribosomal protein S19e. Gene Ontology annotation, biological process: ribosomal small subunit assembly; translation. The coding region runs from base 1 to 426 and encodes 141 amino acids. Lineage: Eukaryota; Fungi; Microsporidia; Ordosporidae. Gene Ontology annotation, molecular function: RNA binding; structural constituent of ribosome. The record is from RefSeq and is a predicted model, not a curated record. Gene Ontology annotation, cellular component: cytosolic small ribosomal subunit; ribosome. The transcript has a single exon.